This is a messenger RNA of Conger conger (European conger), 2124 nucleotides long. It is a transcript of the gene rgs11, whose product is annotated as regulator of G protein signaling 11. Lineage: Eukaryota; Metazoa; Chordata; Actinopteri; Anguilliformes; Congridae. The transcript is spliced from 17 exons. Gene Ontology annotation, biological process: regulation of G protein-coupled receptor signaling pathway; G protein-coupled receptor signaling pathway; intracellular signal transduction. Bases 36 to 1493 code for a protein of 485 amino acids. The record is from RefSeq and is a predicted model, not a curated record.
AGUGCACUCGCACUGGAUGUAGCCACACCGUAAGCAUGACAAUAAACACGCUCAAUCAAGCCGGGAACUACAAAGUGCAGAUGCCGUGUUUAACAAGGAUGGAGCGAGUUAUUGUAGCUAUGCAAGAUCCCGAUAUGGGAAUGAAGAUGAGGAACCAGAGGCUUCUUAUUACUGUCAUUCCACAUGCCAUGACAGGAAAUGAUAUUGUGGAGUGGCUGAUUCAGAAAUAUUCCAUCGCAGAGGAAGAGGCAUUGCAUGUGGGUAAGCUGAUUGUGAAGUUUGGUUACAUUUACCCACUGAAGGACCCAAGGACACUGGCCCUCACCCCAGAUGACUCUCCCUACCGUUUUCAGACUCCAUACUUCUGGACUUCGAACAAAUGGCCAGCAUCAGAGUUAGACUAUGCUAUUUAUUUGGCAAAGAAGAACAUUCGGAAACAAGGAGAACUAAUAGACUACGAAAAGGACAAUUACAAUCUCCUGCACAAGAGAAUUAACCAUACCUGGGACUUUGUGGUGAUGCAAGCAAGGGAACAGCUGAGGGCAGCUAAGCAGAGACGGAAGGCUGAUCGGAUUGUUCUGGAAUGUCAGGAGCAAGCGUACUGGCUUGUCAACAGACCCCCACCGGGGGCAUUUGAAGUCCUUGAACACGGCCCAGAACGACGAAACUGCUUGAGCUCACGGGUACAGCUGAACACUGAGUACUACAAAAAAGAGAUCGAACGCAACAAAAAAUUCCUGUCACGAACUCGAGUUAAGUCCUCAAUUUGUCUGGAAAGCUAUGUCAAAUUCAGUGAGCAGUACCUGGCCCAUGACCCCAUCAUGCAAGGCUGCCUUCCCAGCAACCCAUGGAUAACAGAUGACACCAUGCACUGGUCAAUGAAUUCAGAUAUGGUGAACACCCCGACAAAGCUCAGGGUGGAGCGCUGGAGCUUUAGCUUCAUGGAGCUGCUGAACGACCCUCUGGGAAGACAUGAGCUCAUGCAGUACCUGGAGAAAGAGUUUAGCGCGGAGAACCUCUGUUUUUGGCAAGCAUGUGAAGACAUCAGACAUGGAGAGAGCUCUAAAAUUCAACAGAAAGUGGAGGAAAUGUACAAGCAGUUCCUUUCACCAGGGGCCAGCAAAUGGGUUAAUAUUGACAGCAAGACCAUGGAGAAGACUCUACUGGGCAUCCAGAACCCACAUCGCUUUGUUAUGGACGAUGCCCAAAUGCACAUCUACUUCCUUAUGAAAAAAGACUCCUAUCCUAGAUACUUAAAGUCUGAACUGUACAAGAAGAUGCUUGCCAAAGCCAUUGUGCCACAGGAGACAAAGAAAAGUGUCUUCCCGUUCAUGAGGCGCCAACGUCAUUCAAGCCCUAGUCCUGCACUGGCCUCUCACGCCACCACAGAAGAAGAUGGGAAAGCAAAGCCCUCUGGGUCUGCUGGAGGCUCAGGUGCCACCGCACCAUCAGCACAAGUAGCGACCUGCUCUGGAACUGUCUCUCAGGUGUGAGCACACCCGGCUGCCCUCCGAGGCUUGGUUCUUGGAGAACGCUUUUCUGAUCUUUGUGUGGAGUGUCCCAGGUCAUACCAUACACAUCGGUUUUGUUGUUCACUUUAUGCAUCAAUGCAUUCAUUUAGCUCACUUUAAAUGCAGAAAUAUAGACUGGGUGUGAUAGAUAACUUGGCCAAGUUACUUCAUUUUAUACAUAUGCAAGAUGUUUUUUACCUAUAGGUGUUUUCCACUUAGUUUUUCAUGCCGGUGAUGUAGGGGCAAACAGAUCUUCCUUCUUGGACUCACUGAAAUGUAAUUACGUUUCUGUACAUUUAAGUACUGUAUAUACACCACAGAAUGAAACUUGGAACACUAUUUUAUUUUGUACAAGUAUAUAUCUCUAAACAUUUGCAUUGAAGUAGGAGUCAUUGAGAAAGAAUCAUCUAGACCAAUUUAUUGUAGCCUUCUUCUCCCUUUACAAUGUGUUUCAGUGCACAUAUUUGGAUGCAUAGAGGGGAUGUUUGAAAUUUGUUGGUCUCAUUGUUUGUUGUUCAUCUGCAUGUAUAUCACUUUUUAAUUCAGGCAAUGCUUUGAGUUGUAAAUACACUGUCAUCCAACUGAUUACAAUAAACCAAACAACCUUGUGGUG